AAAUGCCGCUUUCUACCCCCUAAGGCGUGUUCCUGAAUCUCCCUCCGGGUGUUUAUCAACGACCUUACAUUCAGAGCAAGUGAAACCUCUUCUUUCAAAGAGAUAAAAGUCACAUGAGACAUGACAGUGGUCAAGCUUUCUUCAUGACUGCCUGCUGAUACACAAACAUCAGGGGCCACUUUCAAGAAAGGCAACUCUAGUGGAAAAACUGCCUGCGAUUUCAUGCUGUGUGCUUUAUGGCUUCCGUUUUUUGUUUCCUGUCCAGUAAAAUGGGCUGUUGGAACUGUCUGAGUCGUGAGGAGGAAGGAUUUUAUCAAGAAGACCGUGGUAUUCCCUUCCAAGUGGAAAACCUUAAUGGCCUGAAGCACAGCAGAGCCCUUUAAAAAUAAAUGCAUUGAUUUGGUGCACUGUGGGACCUAGCCUCAUUUUUUCAUCUGGUGCAUGUAGUUAAAUCACCAUUUCGCAGAAAGACAUUUGGCCACCUGAGGCAAAGAACCAAAGUGCAAAAUGGCAGGACAAAGUUGCAGAAAGCUAGAUACAACCUCAUUGCAAGUACAGAGGAGUUGAAAUGUUAUUGUCUGGAUUCCACAACUCUUUGGGCUUGUCUACAUGGGCAUGAAAACCCAGAUUCACCUUAAGUUGGCUCCUGGCCGUCCUCACAACAUUGCUGAACAUCUGGCAAUAGAAUUUCCUUCAUUGAAGUUUUAGACCUGGAUCUUCAAUUGGACAUUUCACAUCAUCACCAGCAUGAAAAUUCUUUUGGUACUGUUCCUCUGCACUUUGCUUCCAACUUUAGGUGCCUUCCUGGAAUGUGAAACUUGUUUUGCCACCAGCAGUAAUUGUACCGGUGGACGGGAGUUGUGUGAAGAUGGUGAAAACACCUGUGCUAUUGGUAUAACCGAAAAAUCACAAGGUGGAAAAAUAGAGUUCACUGUAGAAAAGGGAUGCCAUUCCUCUGAGAACUGCACAUCUAGAUGGAUACUGGUCACCUUUGGCCAAGGAGAAUUCAUCAGGAAGGGUGCCAACUGUUGCAUGGAGGAAAACUGCAGUGCAGCCUUUUCUCAUUUGCCACCAGUCAACACCACAGCCAAUGGAAAGCGCUGUCCAGCCUGCUAUUCUUUGUCAAAGCCCUGUCCGCCAGCAGUAGUAAAUUGCACUGGAUCUGAGAACUACUGCCUGGAUUUGACGACAUAUACAUUACAUACUGAAAAGAGGAUAUACCUGAAGGGCUGCACAACAGAAUCUACCUGUGCUGGAUUACAAAAUGGGAUGUGGAACAUUGUUGAUACUGAUGAUAAAAAAGUUGACUGUAGACCAGCCAGUCAAAGUUCUGCAUCAUCUGGAUCACUCCUCUUUUCUAUCUUUGGAUUCCUGCUAUUCAUAGUGCUCUUAUAACCCGUUUUUUUUCAUGGGACACUGCACUGAAGAUCAUUCCCUUCUCAUUUCCAAAAAGGAGAUCAAUUCCUAUGUAGGCCAUAAUUUUCAUUUCUCGUGGACAUCUCCCUACAGGAUCAGCCCUGGUCAACGCCCUUGGCUUUAUUUUUUAUUUUUUUAUUAAAUAAUUUUUAUUGCAAACAUUUA
This is a messenger RNA of Anolis carolinensis (green anole), 1581 nucleotides long. Its product is annotated as phospholipase A2 inhibitor and Ly6/PLAUR domain-containing protein. The coding region runs from base 748 to 1395 and encodes 215 amino acids. The record is from RefSeq and is a predicted model, not a curated record. Gene Ontology annotation, molecular function: phospholipase inhibitor activity. The transcript has 8 exons. Lineage: Eukaryota; Metazoa; Chordata; Lepidosauria; Squamata; Anolidae. Gene Ontology annotation, cellular component: extracellular region.